GGACAAGGGCUUAGAUGAGAGGAAAGAGACGAGGGGUAAAAAGAAAGAGUCAUUCUUUUCCUUUUCAUGGUGUAUUGGUGUGUACAAAGAGCUUUUUUUGUAGAAAACAUCCUAGCCUGUAUCUAAAAGUCCAGCCGCCACAAGAUUACAUCAGUUUGGUUAAGACUUACAUAAAUGUUUUUGUGAAAUACUACUUCGUACUAUACUGGCUGUGCUCCAAGUAUAAAUUCCCCAUAUUUUCAGCCAUGCAUUGUCAAGUACGAGUAAAUUUGCAGCCACCUACGAGCACUGCAAAAUCUUUCUUGAAUUCAUGGAUUACACAGCCAUCAGCUCAUUUCUAUUCUACCCUCCUCUCCUCUUCCUUCUCUAUCUAAUCUCUAACCAAUUCCACCGGAAAUUAAAGAACUACCCGCCGACCCCGUUCCUCACCCUCCCCGUCCUCGGCCAUCUCUACCUUUUGAAAAAGCAUCCCCACAAAACCUUAACCAAUAUCUCCAAGCGCUUGGGCCCAGUCGUCCUACUCAAGUUCGGCUCCCGGAAAGUCCUCUUGGUCUCCUCUCCUUCCGCGGUGGAAGAAUGUCUGUCGAAGAAUGACGUCGUUUUCGCGAAUCGCCCCCGUCUCCUGGCCGGAAAGUAUAUAGAGUACGACUACACCUCCAUGGCCUCGGCGUCCUACGGCGACCACUGGCGCAAUCUCCGCAAAAUCGUCGCCACCGAAAUCCUGUCCAGUAAUCGCCUCCAGGCGCUCCACGAAAUUCGCGCAGACGAGGUCAAAUCAAUGAUCCGGAUGCUGGAUUCGUCUUCGAAAGCGGAGUCACCAGCUGACAUGAAGACUGUGUUUUUCGAGUUGAUGCUGAACCUGAUGAUGAGGAUGAUCGCCGGAAAAAGUUAUUACGGCGACGACAAGGAAGUGGAUGUGAAGACGGCGGCUCGAUUCCGGGAGAUUGUCAGGGAGGUUUUCCUCCUCAGUGGGGCCACCAACGUCGGAGACUACGUGCCUUCUUUGAGUAGGCUGUCCGCCGAAUUGGAGGAGAGUUUUCGGAAGUUACAGCUCAAGAGAGAUGCUUCCUUGCAGGAUUUGAUUAUAGAAUGCCGCCGGGAAAGGAUGGCUGACGCCGGCAGUGAUGCGGCAGGGAAAAGGAAAUCAUUUGUUGGUGUACUGUUGACCCGGCAAGAAGAGGAACCCGAAUAUUACAAAGAUGAAAUUAUCGGAGGCCUCGUAUGGGAUACCAUAGCAGCAGGAAUAGACACAUCAGCUGCAACAAUGGAAUGGACACUCUCACUACUUCUAAACCACCAACACGUACUGCAGAAGGCUCGAGAAGAAAUCGAUGACAAGGUGGGAUAUGAGAGACUAGUUGAGGAAUCAGAUAUGGCUGACCUCCCCUAUUUGAAUUGCAUAAUAAAGGAAGCAAUGAGAAUGCAUCCCAUUGCCCCUCUGGCAGUCCCACACGAGUCCUCAAAGGAAUGCACUAUAGCAAGCCAUCGCAUCCCGAAAGGGACAAUGUUAUUGCUCAACUUGUAUUCGAUCCAAAGAGACCCCGAAUACUGGGAUGAGCCGGAAAGGUUCAAUCCAGAAAGAUU
This is a messenger RNA of Cuscuta europaea, 1584 nucleotides long. The record is from the annotation of a GenBank genome assembly. Lineage: Eukaryota; Viridiplantae; Streptophyta; Magnoliopsida; Solanales; Convolvulaceae.